CUCCAUUCGAAAAAUAUAAUCAACUGCAGAUCAUGUUGAUCGUGAACUUGGAUAUACCGCUGAAGUCACUACAUCGCGUUACUAGGGUUCUGGCCGUGGAAAGACCGCGCUUGGAAGUUUGCUUGAAUUACGAUUCUAUAGGCCGCUGGAUGAAUGCAUUUCGAAUAGGUUAUAGACUCGUGUCUCAUAAACAAAGGCAUGGAGAGAUAAAAACCCAGGAAAGGUUCGCGAGUCGACCGAGCGCUAUCGAAAGGGCCAUAUGAAGGAACAUAACGAACGCCACAAAGCUUGGGUUGCAGUAAGUCGAUAGAAUUUGCUCUAUGUAGGCAAACUUGCCCAUACACUUCAACUGACGCUGGUAUGAAGAAAACCCCAGGAAAGAUGAAGGCGUUUCAGAAAAAGCAUAAUGAGAGCUAGCUGAUGACUCUCAAAGUCAACAUGCGCAAUUAAGUGGCGAAGCCAAGCCUCAUAUCAGCGAUAACGACAAUGAUUCCCAGUUUGACCUUGAUUCAAUUGAGUUGUGCGAAACUGAACCUGGUGAUUACAGCUUGGGCUCAAAAAGACCUUCCCAUGACUACUGGGAGACCACUA
This is a messenger RNA of Umbelopsis ramanniana AG, 591 nucleotides long. RefSeq lists its product as uncharacterized. The transcript has 4 exons. Lineage: Eukaryota; Fungi; Mucoromycota; Umbelopsidomycetes; Umbelopsidales; Umbelopsidaceae. The record is from RefSeq and is a predicted model, not a curated record. The coding region runs from base 33 to 263 and encodes 76 amino acids.